Molecule: messenger RNA, 1026 nt
Organism: Arctia plantaginis
Lineage: Eukaryota; Metazoa; Arthropoda; Insecta; Lepidoptera; Erebidae
Source: the annotation of a GenBank genome assembly
AUGAAACCGGAUAACAAGUUUCCUUUCAAAAUUCAAGAUGUCAAACCGGAAGAAAACAAAAUGUUAUUAGAAUAUUUUAAAGGGGAGUUCGACGGAUUCGUCCGAGUGGGCCCCAAAGGCUAUUUCUUUCCACAAAAAUAUCGUCAAGAAGCGGCUAACAUCUACAACAUGCAGAUAAGACCGUCCGACGUAUUUGUCACCAGUUAUCCACGCUCAGGUACAACAUGGACCCAAGAAUUAGUGUGGAUGGUAGCGAACGACUUAGAUUAUGAAAAAUCGAACGCUGUACCCCUCAUCGAACGCUACCCAUUUCUUGAAUAUUCAGUCACCGUUCAUCCGAAAAACAUGGAGAAAUUCAGACAAGAGAACAGUUACAGUGAAAAAAAACUCGGACUUUUAGAAUUUGUCUGUCAGCCAGGAACCGAGCAGUUGGCCGAAAUUCCGUCACCUCGUUUUAUCAAGUCGCAUUUGCCAUUGUCACUCCUGCCGAUGACGUUACUUGACACUGCUAAAGUGGUAUAUGUAGCACGAGACCCCAGAGAUGUCGCAGUUUCCUUCUACCAUCUCAACAGGCUAAUUCGGACGCAAGGCUAUAUUGGCGAUUUCAAAACAUAUUGGAGGUUUUUCAUGGAAGAUUUGCAUCACUAUACACCCUACUUCGAGCAUGUCAAAGAAGCAUGGGAAAAAAAGGACCAUCCAAAUAUGUUGUUCCUGUUUUAUGAAGAACUUUCUACGAAUUUAGCAGCGACAGUGCGACGCGUAGCUAAAUUUUUCGGUAAGGAGUUCUCGGACGAACUAAUAGAACGCCUGUGCGAUCAUCUCAGCAUCGACAACUUUAGGAACAACAAAUCUGUGAACUACGAUGCAAUGAAAGAGCUUCGCAUUCUUCAAACGGGAGAACAAGGAUUUAUCAGAAAAGGCAAGGCAGGAGGUUGGGGCGACUACUUCGAUGAAGAGAUGAUGGAACAGGCGGAACGUUGGAUCACAGAUAAUCUGCAAGACACAGACUUGCGCUUUCUGCAAUAA